AUGUAUCCCUUUCUAACCCAGGGCUUCAGUGUCGUCUCCACACGGGUGAAAGACUUGCAACUUGAUAUGGCUACAACAUCUUUUGACGACCAGUACAACGGCUGCGUGGACGAGAUGGAGGAUAAAGUGGGAGAGCUCCAGCGCUCUGAGUUUGCCAACAAGACCUAUGCAGAUGCCUGGAAAAAUGCGACUGCCAUGUGGAACAAGAAGAAGCCCGCAGGCCUCAAGCGAGAGUACGGCAUCGCAGUCGUGGCCUACACAGACAAAAGCAGCUCCUUAUACAGGGCUUUAAAUGAAGGUGUACGGAAAGCAGGACAGAGUAAACACUAUUACCUCAAGGACUUCAAGUUGAAGUCCUUCCACUAUCUCUUGACCAGGGCCCUUCAAGUCCUACGAAGCAACUCUAACGGCGAGAACUAUACAAC
Messenger RNA from Gekko japonicus, 425 nucleotides. RefSeq names its product erythroblast NAD(P)(+)--arginine ADP-ribosyltransferase-like. Gene Ontology annotation, molecular function: NAD+-protein-arginine ADP-ribosyltransferase activity; NAD+ poly-ADP-ribosyltransferase activity. The record is from RefSeq and is a predicted model, not a curated record. Lineage: Eukaryota; Metazoa; Chordata; Lepidosauria; Squamata; Gekkonidae. The transcript has a single exon. The annotation marks the transcript as partial.